Messenger RNA from Pseudophryne corroboree (corroboree frog), 1864 nucleotides. Its product is annotated as cytochrome P450 2G1-like. Gene Ontology annotation, cellular component: cytoplasm; intracellular membrane-bounded organelle. Gene Ontology annotation, molecular function: heme binding; oxidoreductase activity, acting on paired donors, with incorporation or reduction of molecular oxygen, reduced flavin or flavoprotein as one donor, and incorporation of one atom of oxygen; iron ion binding. Lineage: Eukaryota; Metazoa; Chordata; Amphibia; Anura; Myobatrachidae. Gene Ontology annotation, biological process: xenobiotic metabolic process; epoxygenase P450 pathway. The record is from RefSeq and is a predicted model, not a curated record. The coding region runs from base 95 to 1582 and encodes 495 amino acids. The transcript is spliced from 9 exons.
GUACAUACAGGAGGUAAAACUGACUGUCUGUGCUCAGUGUGUUGUCAGACCAUUAGACGCUCAGAGAACACAAGCCAUUGGGAAAUAACUCAGAAUGGAUUUACCACAAGAUUUUGCACUACUACUGGUUAUAUGUGCCUCAUGCCUCUUCUUGUAUUUAAGAUUGAAGAGGUUUUGGACCUGUCAAAACUUUCCCCCUGGACCAACACCUCUACCACUGCUGGGGAACAUCCUAGAGAUAAAACUAGGAGGCAUGGUGAACUCUGUGAUGAAACUCAGAGAGAAAUAUGGUGAUGUGUUUGUCAUCUAUCUUGGGUCCCGUCCAAUUGUGAUUGUCACUGGAUACAAAUUAGUGAAAGAAAUCUAUUUAGACAGUGGAGAUGAUUUCAUAAAUCGGGGGAUCAUACCAUGCUGGCAACCUUUCUAUAAGGAUCACGGUUUGGUUUUUACAAGGAAUGUAGAGAGGUGGAGGGAGCUUCGUCGAUUUUCCAUGUCCAUUUUGCGUGAUUUUGGCUUUGGAAAAAGGAGCGCUGAAGAGCGCAUUCAGGAAGAGGCUAGUUGGCUGGUGGAAGAGCUGAAGAAGACUCAAGAAUCAUUCUUUGAUCCUUGGCACUGUGUCAGCAAAGCUAUUGGCAAUAUAAUUUUUUCCAUCAUGUUUGGAAAUCAUCAUGAAUAUGAGGACAAGGACAUGGAUAAUGUUUUGUCUUAUAUAAAUGAAACAUUUUUGAUUAUCUGCUCAUCCUGGGGGCAGAUGUAUGAUACAUUACCAUGGCUGAUGAGAUAUAUUCCUGGCCGUCACCACAAGAUAAAACAUCUGCUAAAGAAGCUCAGCCACUUUGUUGAAACAAGAGUCCAAAUUAACUUGAAAACUUUGGAUCCUAAUAACCCAAGAGAUUAUGUUGAUGCUUUCCUCAUUAAACUGGACAAGGAGAAAGCUAACCCAGACAGUGAAUUUAACAUGAAGAAUUUACUGGCGUGCACCUUACAGAUCUUCUUUGCUGGGGUGGACACUGUCAACACAACGCUAAUCUAUUCUCUCUUAAUUCUUCUGAAAUAUCCUGAUGUUCUUGCCAAAGUGCAUGAUGAAAUUGACCAUGUCAUUGGUCGACUUCGUAGUCCAACUGUUCAAGACCGGAACAACAUGCCUUAUACAGAAGCAGUGAUCCAUGAAAUGCAAAGAUUCACUGAACUGGCUCCACUGGGUUUUCCACGGGCAACAACAAAAGAGGUGAAGAUAAAUGGAUACACACUACCAAAGGAUAUCGAUGUUUUCCCAAUACUGACAUCUGUGCUGAAUGAUCCGUCCUGUUUUAAGUACCCGAAAGAAUUCAACCCUGAAAAUUUCCUGAACGAGAAGGGACAGUUUCAGAAGAAUAAUGCCUUCAUGCCUCUAGCUGCAGGAAAGAGAAACUGCAUCGGAGAGCCCCUAGUACGAAUGGAACUGUUCCUCUUCUUUGUCACCAUCCUGCAAAAUUUUAACUUGAAGUCCCCUGUGCCACGGGAAGAACUGGACCUUACACCCAAUGUAUCAGGACUGUUGAACUUUCCCAAACCAUAUAAAGUUGCCUUUAUUCCUCGUUAACUACUAAAAUGGGCUCAGAACAUUCAGGUGUCCAUCCCAACUUAUUUUGGAGUGUAUAUUUACUAAUGUUAUGGUGUUGAGAAAUGAAGAUAUUACCAAUAACAACCAAGCAAAUUCUAGCUAUUAUCUUCGGGAAGGUGCUCGAUGAAUAAAAAGUAAAAUCUGAUUGGUUGCUGUGGGCAACCUCUCCACUUCUAAAAAUCUGCACUAUAUUAAAUACUGUGUACCCCUAAGUAUUUACUUGCUGAGAAUUUAAGGUGACUUAGGGGUACAUUUACUAAG